UUCUUUUCCAAUGGCUGCCAGGAGACGGACAAUUACCAUGCUGCCAUGCAGAGGAUGGCGGAUGAUAUCUUGUCCCUGCGCCAGCACGUCACCAGCCUAGAGUCUGAGAACAGCACCCUGCGACGCAACCUUGCCAUGCAUGAAGAUGUGGGCCGCGUCCUGUUUCACGACAUAGACCCUGACGUCAUGACAAAGACCGAAAUCAUUGACAGGAUAUUAACCCUCAAGCAGAAACUAAGUGCUGGGGCUCGGGAGAUGGCCAGAAUGAAGGACCGGGUUCAAAGGCUGCAGAACGAACUGAUUCGGAAAAAUGACCGAGAAAAAGACCUCGUGAUGCUGCAACGAGCUCACCAGCAACAGCAAAUGGUGCUGAGGAAAUACCAGGCCAAGGUCGCCAAGAUGCAAUCUCUGGAAGAUGCGGUGAAGAAACAGGAAAAGGUGAUUGAGAGGAUGGAGAGGAUGCUGGAAGGGAAGAUGAAGGAGCAGUCAAAAGAGGACACCCAUUUUUCAGACACAUCUCUCGGCUCAGUUCCAGGUGACAACUGGUCCAAGGGUCUCUACUCCACCUUGAUGAUGGAGAACAUGAGGCUGCGAGACGAACUGGGCAAGUCCUCCUCCUUUCGUUCCCCUAUCAUAUUGCAGCAGCAAGCACUGCCGGAUACAUUUUCCAACAGCAACGAAAAGCUCUCUUUGAUUUCAAAACUGGAGAGGGCAGAGGCUCGUAUCAAUGCUUUGGAGUACCAGCUGGAGGAGUCUUCCAGGAAAUGGGGGCGAGAGAAGCAGGACUACAGCACCCGACUUCUGGAGCGCGAUCUUGGGUUGGACCUGUCACCAACCCCUCUACUCUUAGGGGACACAUUGCUGCACACAAAUAAUUCCACUGGAAACAGAAAUAGGGGCAGAAAUUCCUGUAAUCUGCUUGUUCACCUGAGGUCAGGAAAGUAUAUAUGCUGUAUUUGCAUAUAUCUUUUUUCAGUCCACAAACAUUAGAUACAUAAUUACAUUAUUUCCUGCAUUGUUUUUGACGUUAUCCUUCCACUGAAAUUAAUGACAUAAGCUUCAGCCAUAGUGGAUAGUAAGACGAAAAGCAUUAAGUUUUUGCAGAAGCUGAACUGCAGCAGAAUGGAAACCACACCGAUUGCAACAAAACCAGGAUGGGACCGAAACUGCUGCCUCCUUGCAUCCCUACAUCUGGCCAAUAAGAGCCACGAGGGAGCUCUGGUGUCUUCUGGACCUUGGAAACUGCAUCCCUUCAAAAGGGAAAGUAGAGAGGGAGUUAGGGUUUCAUCUGUGCACAACUCCACCCACCCCCAAAGUUCAGCCUACACUUAGCUUGGAAAGUUCUAGUAUGUCUCUAGCUCAUCAGUGUGCUCCCUUACCCACUCACAGGAUGAGAAGGAAGGGAGAGGAGAUGAAGAGCAGAAGAACGCAAAGAUAUAUGGAGUGAGGGCAAGCGCCCCAAAGUAGCCCAGUGCAAGGUCGGCUCCAUUAUAGAAGACUCAUCCAAAUUAGCAAACUCAGCUCAAGAAGCGUCGGAGCCUUCGUCCUUUGUGCAAC
Messenger RNA from Lacerta agilis (Sand lizard), 1557 nucleotides. It is a transcript of the gene CCDC33, whose product is annotated as coiled-coil domain containing 33. The annotation marks the transcript as partial. The transcript is spliced from 9 exons. Lineage: Eukaryota; Metazoa; Chordata; Lepidosauria; Squamata; Lacertidae. The record is from RefSeq and is a predicted model, not a curated record. Gene Ontology annotation, cellular component: peroxisome.